Messenger RNA from Cornus florida, 1307 nucleotides. RefSeq names its product protein STRICTOSIDINE SYNTHASE-LIKE 10. The record is from RefSeq and is a predicted model, not a curated record. Lineage: Eukaryota; Viridiplantae; Streptophyta; Magnoliopsida; Cornales; Cornaceae. Gene Ontology annotation, biological process: biosynthetic process. The coding region runs from base 68 to 1180 and encodes 370 amino acids. Gene Ontology annotation, molecular function: strictosidine synthase activity. The transcript is spliced from 3 exons.
UUUUAAGGAGAGAGAGAGAGAGAGAGAGAGACAGUAGUAUCCAGUUGAAUAAACUUGAAGCUAAACCAUGAACUCAAAGCUUAUCUUGACUGCAACAGUACUUGCAAUUGUCUCCAUCUUGGCUUCCAAAAUAAGCCAUGUGCUCACACCACCUCAGAUUCCAGGGUCCCAUGACAACCUCCACACCGCAGACAUACUCCAUCUCUCCGGAGCCGUCGGGCCGGAGAGUCUCGCUUUCGAUCCCAACGGUGAGGGCCCCUACACCGGGGUUGCUGACGGCCGGAUUCUCAAGUGGCAAGGAGAUGACCUUGGUUGGAUUGAUUUUGCUGUCACCACUUCACAAAGGAAGGAGUGCGUCCGCCCAUUUGCACCGGAAAUGGAGCAUGUGUGCGGUAGGCCUUUAGGACUACGAUUUGAUCAGAGAACCGGAGAUCUUUAUAUUGCUGAUGCCUACUUUGGCCUUCAAGUGGUAGGACCUGCUGGAGGUUUGGCUACACAACUAGUGACAGAAGUCGAAGGCCAGCCCUUACGCUUCACCAAUGAUAUGGACAUUGACGAGCAAGAAGAUGUGAUUUACUUCACAGACACAAGCACAAACUUCCAUAGAAGGGAAUUCAUGUCAUCACUUUUGAGCGGCGACAAAACAGGCAGGUUGAUGAAAUAUGACAAAUCAAGCAAAGGAGUAACGAUCUUACUAAGGGGGCUUGCUUUUGCCAAUGGUGUGGCCUUGAGCAAAGACCGGUCCUUCGUGCUAGUAGCCGAAACCACUAGUUGCAGGAUCAUAAGACUUUGGGUGCAAGGCCCUAACGCAGGACAAAUUGAUACAUUUGCUGAGCUACCUGGUUUUCCAGACAAUAUUAGAAGGAAUUCAAGGGGGGAGUUUUGGGUGGCUUUGCAUGCCAAGAGAGGCAUUUUGGCAAACUGGGUACUGUCUAAUUCAUGGGCUGGUGAGAAACUAUUAGAGGUUUCACUUAGCUUCAAGCAGCUGCACUACCUCUUAGUAGGAAAGAGGGCCCAUGCAGCUGCAAUAAAGUUAAGUGGGGAAGGAGAAGUUUUGGAGGUCUUAGAAGAUAGUGGAGGAAAGAGUUUGAGGUUUUUGAGUGAAGUAGAGGAGAAAAACGGAAAGUUGUGGAUUGGGUCAGUGAUUAUGCCUUUUAUUGGCAUUUAUAAUUUGUACUAAAACAUCUACUUGAUAUGAUGGUCUGGAAUUUCUUGCUUUCCUUUUUUCUUUUCUUUUUUUCAUUUAUAAUUUGUACUAAAACAUCUACUUGAUACGAUGGUCUGGCAUUUCUUGCUUUGCUUUUUUC